AUGUCGACUUUUGUGGCUUUCUCGUGUUGCUUGCUUUGCUCUGGCUGGCUGGGUGAGGUAGACUGGUCAAAGGAUUUCACAAUAGUGUGCCAUGAAGAUGGCAAGCUUUACCUUGGUCAUCUGUAUUACAACGAGUCCGAAGUUUACCAAGACAUAUCUUUCGAUGAAGACGAAGCUCGACCGGAAAGAACUGAAGUGUUUCCUUGGCCUUCCUACACAUCAACGGAUUGCUUCCUCAUUCAUUCCUCCUGCUAUCAAGUCCUGCUUGAGCGAGCUGCAUCGCAGAUAGAAGUUGAACAAUUAUUUCGAUUGUGUCAGGCCUUACAGCCAGAUAGACAAAGAAAUUUUGGGGACCACGCACAAAUGAAGCUGCGUAGUUGCCUCGAUCCACAUGCUGCUAUUAUACCCUCUGACCUUGCAACACGUUGCACUGGGCCGUACAUGGAGACAGACUCUGCUCGCUGUGAUUCACAAUUGCUUGAACUUCCCCUUGAGAUUUUGACCAUGAUCCUAGAUUACCUUCCACCGACGGAUCUGAUUCGGCUGUUUUGCUCCAGCAAGAUUGCGCUGGAUUAUGGUGCUUCAUUCAUGCGUCGAGAACCAAGGCAAUUCUAUCGAUGUCUUCCAGCUGAUGACGAAGGUACAUCCUUGCGCAGAUUGCUACUUGUCCUUUCUUCGGAGUUUCUAGAAUCCCACAGUGCAGGGCUCGAUCUGAGAUGGGAGGUAGUAUCUAGAAUAACAGAGGCACUCAAAUUCAGACAUAUCGGGUGGUGCUCCGACACUACCAUUUCCUUUCCAGAAACUCUUCUAAUGCAGAAAAGCCAUGCAUUCUGGAAAGGUCAUAUUGAUGAGACUCAUUACGUUGCAAGAGAGCCUCAAGUUGAGAAAGAUAUGGUAUUGAACAUUGGGAACUUCACUGUCGAGGCUUUGUGGUUAACAGAGAAUCUAUCGGGAGUCACGUUCUAUAGUGCGUUUGGUGGUAUACAAGGUAUCACCAUACAUUACUCGUCAGGAGGGACAAGCACCGUUGGUCAGACCGAUGACUAUGGUACGUAUUUCCCGAUACACGGACCAGAUGGGAUUCUUGCGGAGGUCGUUGUUUGUGUGCGUCCAGAGUCCGCGUUUCCAUUGCUCAAACUCAAGGCCAACUGGGACCAGCAAUGGGCCGGCUUUUAUCAAGAAUCAGGGAAGAUUUAUAGCAGCCUAAGUCUCAAACCCCCGAAAGACUGUUAUAUCAAGGGUUUCUACUUUCGAAUUGGAGGCCGGUGGAUUGAAUCUAUUGGGAUGAUUUACGGUGACCUAGAGGAAAGGAGUGAUUUACAGGCUGAAGCAUGA
Aspergillus tubingensis is the source of this 1335-nucleotide messenger RNA. RefSeq names its product F-box protein. Lineage: Eukaryota; Fungi; Ascomycota; Eurotiomycetes; Eurotiales; Aspergillaceae. Gene Ontology annotation, molecular function: protein binding. The transcript is spliced from 5 exons. The record is from RefSeq and is a predicted model, not a curated record. Bases 1 to 1335 code for a protein of 444 amino acids.